GUCGGCCAAGUGCUGGGGGCAGAGCAGUUGGGUUCUCAAAUAAGCAGUGGCCAUCACCAUGGGCACAAGCCCGAACUUAUCCUUCUUCCCCGGCAAUCACUGGCUCUACUUCUCUGUGUGCCUCUUCACCUUCCUCGUGGGGCUCCCCCUCAACAUGGUGGCCUUGGUGAUCUUCGUGGGCAAGCUGCGGCGGCGCCCCCUGGCUGUGGACGUGCUCUUGCUCAACCUGACCCUCUCAGACCUGCUCCUGCUGCUCUUCCUGCCGUUCCGCAUGGUGGAGGCUGCCAAUGACAUGCACUGGCCCCUGCCCUUCAUCUUCUGCCCCUUCUCUGGAUUCCUCUUCUUCACCACCAUCUAUCUGACCUCCCUCCUCCUGGCAGCUGUAAGCAUCGAGCGCUUCCUGAGUGUGGCCUAUCCGCUAUGGUACAAGGCCCGGCCCAGGCCUGGACAGGCCAGCCUGGUCAGCGGGGCCUGCUGGCUCCUAGCCAGCGCUCACUGCAGCGUGGUCUACAUCAUGGAAUUCUCAGCGAACUCCUCCUACAGCCAGACUAUCAAUAGCACCUGCUACCUGGAAUUCCAGGACAACCAGCUGACUGUUCUCCUGCCCAUCAGGCUGGAGAUGGCUGUGGUCCUUUUUGGGGUGCCCCUGCUCAUCACCAGCUACUGCUAUGCCCACCUGGUAUGGGUGCUCAGCAGGGGAGCCAGCCACCGGAGGUGGAGGAGGGUGGUUGGGCUUGUGGCAGCCACUCUGCUCAACUUCCUCGUCUGCUUUGGGCCCUACAACGUGUCUCAUGUCGUGGGCUUCGUCCAGGGUGAAAGCCCGGCCUGGAGAACUUAUGUGCUGCUUCUUAGCAUCCUGAAUUCCUGUGUCGACCCCUUUGUCUACUACUUCUCAUCAUCUGGAUUCCAGGCUGACUUUCACGGGCUGCUGAGACGGCUGACUGGGGGCUGGGACCCUUGGAGGCAGGAGGGCAGCAUGAAGCUGAAGAAGAAUGGAGGGGGGCAGACGCGGGAGCUGUCCGACAUAGAGAACAGGGAGUGGACUCCAGGAGGGCUUUGGAGCCAGCAGCUGAAUGACCGGGCAGUUCCUAGCUCGAGUCAGGCAGGACCGGGGAGUGGGGGCCUGGGGGCUGAUGCAGCUGGGCGGAGCAGGCACCCAGACUUCCCAAGGACGUGCUCACCCAAGCCCAGCUCUCGAUCUUACCCAACUGCCCUCCUUUCCCAUCUCCCUCUGACCCUGCCCCCCCGCCCCCAACGCCAUGGAUUUGGCCCUGGGAGAUAGUCAGGAUGAGAGCAUGCGCUGGAGAAAAAUGAGCUCCCAUGGCAGCAGGCCGGCUCCUGUGCUUUUCGGAAGGUAAAGGAGGAGCUGAGAGCAGUGACCAGGGACUGAGGGAGCUGCCUGGUGGCCUGGGACGGGAGGGGGAAGAAGCCAUCCUUCAGAGCUGUUCCUACCCAGCAGGUCAAGAGUGGGUACACAGGACCCUAGGCUUGAGGGAGCAUCCUGCUUUCAUGUGGAUUUUUCCAAAAAGUUUCCAUUGUUCAGUAAAUUCAGAUUUUCAGGGACAUUUAUGAAAAAUGACAGAAAAAAAAUUACCUAAAUA
Messenger RNA from Leptonychotes weddellii (Weddell seal), 1601 nucleotides. RefSeq names its product free fatty acid receptor 3 (gene FFAR3). Lineage: Eukaryota; Metazoa; Chordata; Mammalia; Carnivora; Phocidae. Gene Ontology annotation, molecular function: G protein-coupled receptor activity. Gene Ontology annotation, cellular component: plasma membrane. Gene Ontology annotation, biological process: cellular response to fatty acid; G protein-coupled receptor signaling pathway. The record is from RefSeq and is a predicted model, not a curated record.